UGGUCGGCGGCGGCGGCGCGGCGGCGGGGGGGAGGAGGGGGCCGCCCCGCGCUUGUUGUUGUCCGCGGGACUCGCUGGCAGGGAGGGAGGGAAGGAAGGAGUCGCUCACCGACCCUCAACGCCAACGCCGCCGCCCCCACCCUCGCCCGCGUCGCCCCUCAACGCCAACGCCGCCGCCCCCGCCCCGGGCGCGCGCGCGCGCUCCCGUCGGCACGCAGUUGCAAUUUCUGAGCAGUUUUGUCCAGAAGACUGUGCUCAGGUUAUGACGACUAAUCCCAAACCGAACAAGGCAUUAAAGGUAAAGGAGGAGUCAGGAGAGAAUGCCCCAGUGCUGAGUGAUGAUGAACUCGUGUCAAUGUCUGUGCGGGAGCUGAACCAGCACCUGAGGGGGCUCACCAAAGAGGAGGUCAUCCGUCUGAAGCAGCGAAGGCGCACGCUGAAGAACCGAGGCUACGCUGCCAGCUGCCGCAUCAAGCGCGUGACUCAGAAAGAGGAGCUGGAGAGGCAGCGGGUUGAGCUGCAGCAAGAGGUGGAGAAGCUGGCCAGAGAAAACAGCAGCAUGAAGCUAGAGCUGGACGCCUUGCGCUCCAAGUACGAAGCACUCCAGACCUUCGCUCGUACUGUGGCGCGAGGGCCUAUUACCCCAACCAAAGUUGCCACCACCAGUGUCAUCACCAUCGUGAAAUCGGCCGAAAUCUCAUCCAGUUCUGUGCCGUUUUCAGCAGCGUCCUAGUGCCCUCAGUGGGGGGAACUAGCAGCCUUUCAGAGGGGAGUGGAAAAGGCUCUUACGCAUUGUUCCGGAGUCCUUGGUCACGUCAAGAAUUGGCAUUCUAACAAUUCUCUUCCAAAAGUGCAAAAAAUAGGAGAAAAAAAAACAAAAAAGAGAAGAAAAACCAAACCCAAAACCUACAAAGGGAACUUAACUGGCUGCUUCUGUCUGGACUCUCUGGCUCCAUCAAGCUCUCGUGUCCAGGAUUUGAGCUCUGUAUGCAGUACCAAUUGCAAGAUCUGCUUCCUUCUUCACCCUGCUUCCCCAAGCUCCUCUCAGCCAUGGGCAACUUUCCACCUGGGAGAAGAUAACCCGAGGAGCCUCCGGAAUCUUUGUGAAUGAUGCUCAAGAGCCAGGAAACAGAUGGACCGUAGAAAUCAUCAUGUGAGAUGAAUGUAUGGAAAAAAAAAGUUUCCUUUAGUGGCAUCCUACUCCCUGUAAGAAGGGUCUCCCCUACCUUCCCCGCUUCCGUCUGAUGUUCUGAGGGCAGGGGCUAGGUUAGAUGUCAUCCUGCUAUGAAUGGAUGGGAGCGGGAGGACGAUGGAGACUAAUGCUUGGGUCUGACCACACUCAUUAGGAAUAACUUUUUUGUUUUCAAUCCAUGCUGUUAAAAUAUGGAAAAAAUAUACAUAUUUUACAUAUUUUAAUAUGCCCCAUUACCUGUGUGGCCUGUAAAAACUACAUUGCAGCCUCCUUUAUUCUAAGCCCAAGUUUCCUGAUAGCUCCUUCCCUAAGUAAGGUGUGCCUGUGAAUUGGGUAUAUUUAUGCAGUUUAUUUCUUCCAAAUGAUCUGCAGUCUUGAAAUACCAGCUUGUUUGGUUGGUUGGUGUUUUUUUUCUCCUGGAUUCCCUGAAGCUUAUUAAGGGAAGGAGGCUCGGUAAAUGCUGUGAAGAGCUGCGUGUGAUGGGGAGGAGAAGGGGAGGCGAGGAGGAAACAUGCUGCAAGUGCUACCAGGUGGAGGCAGAACUGGCUGUGAGAGGGUGGAACAGUUCUGCUGGCAUCAGCACUAUGAGAAAGGGUUUAUGCAGAGUAUCUUGGAAAGAUGUUUUAAAGCACUGAGGUGUAACUAGAGGGCAAUAGCAUUCAGAGGGGAGGAGAGAAAGAGAGCCUCCUCUUGAUGAAAGUGUUGGUAGGUUAGUGAUGAGCAUCCCAGCUGGAGAGCUGGGCUCACCAGUCUUUGGUGGUCAGAGAAGGGCUAUGGGGAGGUCUGAAAGAGUCUUUUUCGUCUCCAUAGAAUGACAGGUGCUAAAGUUGGGAUCCAAAGAGUAGAGUGAACAGACAACCUGUGUGAAUGUGACCCUGAAACUUGACACUUUCUCUUGGGAAUGGGUGAAUUCUCCUGAGAGACACAUGGAGGGCAGGAUGGAAAAUCUGUGUGUGUGUGUAGGGGACAGAAGAAUUGGGGUUGAGAAGUCGUUCAUAAGGCUCUGAGCAAUGGUUUGGGAGAAGGAUUUCUGGCUUGGCAGUGGGCAGGAGGUGGGAAGCUGAAAGGAGAGAUUCUGCUGUUGCGCAGCAGCACUGAAAAGAUUAAUGUUUCCAGGUCACUGUAAAACAAAAACAAACAAAAAAAAAGAAGCUAUGUUGGUGUUUGUGUGUUUUGUUGUUGGGGUUUUUUGGUUGAUUUUCUUUUUUGUUUGUUUCUUUUUUUCUUUUGAAGUAGGAAAGAAAAGGGACUGUGAGUUUUGCAGGGCAGGUCAGAGACUUGUGGAAUGGACGAUGCCUGUUGUUACGCAGGUGGGAAGAGAAUGAGAUUGCUGAAAUUUUAGGUGAGGAAAAGGUCUCAGAGGAUUUAGGCUCCAGAACAGAAAAUAAAGAUCACAGGAGAAUCCAUGAGUGUUUUGGGCUGAAAGAGAAUAAUCAAGUGCCACCGUCGUUGUGAAGGGGACAGUGAAUUGGCAUCUGACACCCAGAAUAAUCUGUAGUUUGAGGCUUUGUCUUGCCUUGAAUGGCAGGAAGUCUGUAGAAAUUUAUUGAAGCCCUACUUGUCUUUGGAAGACGUUGUUAGCUUGCUUUUUCUUUUUUUUCCCCUUUUUUUUUUCACCUUGUCAUUGGAGUCUCGGGAUUUCCCAGGAGGGUCCUUUGUGAAAUAGGUUAAUGAAAAGAGAAUCCUCAGACUUGGUUCUCAUUCAGUCCUCAACAUUGACAUCCGUGACCUUACUGAGCCAGAAAGGGUGUGAGUGAAAUGCUUCCUGAGGCUUGUUACUCCUUCCAGAUCCAUGUGUUCUGGAAGGGAGCAGGGAGUUUCCUUUGAGUGGUUUUCCGACACAAAGAGUUUGGAUGACACUUAGCGUUACCUCACUUCUCCUCCACUCCCUCCCUAUCUCCAAACAGGCAGAUCGAUGUCCUGUGUAUCAGUACCAGUUAUUGACUCCCACAGCAGAAGCUGAGGAAGAGAAAGAUGUUACUGUCAUUUCCUGGUCCUCUCAUGUUCUCCAGCUCACAGACAUUGGAAACUUUCCCAGACCUUACAGGUGCCUCCGAAAACAGACAAAAUGGAGACUCCUGGCACUGUUGGGGCUUGAAAUUAAAACCUUAAUGAAAAAGGCCAGUUGACUUGAAAAUGCUCAAAUGCUUCCAGUCUUUAUAACAGCUCCAGAGCUCCAUAACAUUCCUGGCUAGAUAGGAACACCCUCUGGCUGCCCUUACCCCCCUGCCAGGGAAAUCAGACCAGUUAUACCGGG
This is a messenger RNA of Dryobates pubescens (Downy woodpecker), 3449 nucleotides long. It is a transcript of the gene MAFK, whose product is annotated as MAF bZIP transcription factor K. Bases 263 to 733 code for a protein of 156 amino acids. Gene Ontology annotation, molecular function: DNA-binding transcription factor activity, RNA polymerase II-specific; RNA polymerase II cis-regulatory region sequence-specific DNA binding. Lineage: Eukaryota; Metazoa; Chordata; Aves; Piciformes; Picidae. The transcript has 3 exons. Gene Ontology annotation, biological process: regulation of transcription by RNA polymerase II. Gene Ontology annotation, cellular component: nucleus. The record is from RefSeq and is a predicted model, not a curated record.